AUAUUUAGUUUAUUCCCCUGUCAGUAUCUAAACAUCAAUUUUCUUCACUUUUGUUAGGUUUAAAAUAUCUUUCUUAAUAUUUAUCAUAAAAUACUUUUUUUGUUUCCUUUUAUUUACUAUUAAAUUUUUAUUUUUAUUUAUUAUUUUUUUUAUAUAAAAAAAUAUUUAAUUUUUUUAUUUUAUUCUUAAUAUUAAUUAUUUUUUAAAAUUAAAUGCAAAAUAUAAUAUAAUAAAAUUUAAUAAAAAGAUUAUAAUAAAAUAAUGAUGUUAUUACUGUUUUUCUUAAUGGGAUGUGGCCAGUGAAAAAUGUAUUAAGCUAUUUGUCACUCAUCUGACUUUUCAUCUCUUGUUACAAUUUUUGGACAUUUCUUUCUGAGAUUCUUGCUCUCAGAAACUCGGAUAUUACUCUGUUCUUCAUCUCCAAGAAAACGAUUAUUAGACAAACAUCUGUGUAUUUUUUAUUUUUAUUUUUUUGUGAUGGAUAGUUCGGAGAAUGCAAAUGUUUCUUCACCGACAAGUUCGAGUUCUGGAGUAGAAUUCACAGCACUGCGGUUCUUCCAAUCCCCUGUAUCCACUUUGCUUGAGUAUUCCGGACUCUUUCGGGUCCGACCCGAUAACCCUGAAACUGAGUCUAUUAUUCGAGCUGAAAGUAAUAGUGUUGUUACCAACGACAACGCUGAAUCAAGUACCAAUAGCAAUAACAGUAGCAGUGGGGAGGUUUCAAUUAGGAUAAUUGGUGCAGGGGAGCACCAAGGGGAUGAGGAGGAGGAUGGGUCAGUGAUGGAUGGUGGUGGGGUUGAGGAGAGGGGCUCUACUGUCGACACGUCCACGGUGCCUAUUAAUUCUGAUGCUGCUGCUGCUAAUAGGGAUUCUUCGUACCAAAGAUUUGAUAUACAGCAAGUUGCUAGGUGGAUUGAGCAGAUUCUUCCAUUUUCCCUUCUUCUCUUGUUUGUUUUCAUCCGCCAGCAUUUGCAAGGUUUCUUUGUCACAAUUUGGAUAACUGCCGUCAUGUUCAAGUCAAAUGACAUUCUUCGGAAGCAGACAGCUUUAAAGGGAGAGAGAAAGAUAGAUGUCCUUGUUGGUUAUUUUGUUGUUUUUGUGAUUCAUGUUAUUGUAAUCUACUGGUGGUAUCGGAAUGAUGACCUUUUCUAUCCGUUACUUAUGGUUCCUCCGAAGGUUAUCCCACCUUUCUGGCAUGCUAUUUUCAUCAUCCUGGUAAACGAUACGAUGGUGCGGCAGGCAGCAAUGGCUAUGAAGUUGGUGCUGCUUAUGUAUUACAAGAAUGGAAGGGGCCACAAUUUCCGUAGACAGGGUCAAAUGCUGACUCUGGUGGAGUACAUGCUGUUGUUAUACCGUGCAUUGUUACCAACUCCUGUCUGGUAUAGAUUCUUUCUCAAUAAAGAAUACGGAAGCCUUUUCUCAUCACUGACAACAGGAUUAUACUUGACGUUUAAGCUUACCUCAAUUGUUGAGAAGGUAAAGUCAUUCUUUGCUGCUUUGAAGGCAUUGUCCAGAAAGGAAGUCCAUUAUGGGUCUCAUGCCACACCUGAGCAGGUAAAUGCGGCUGGUGAUCUGUGUGCUAUAUGCCAGGAGAAGAUGCAUGCACCAAUUUUGUUGCGUUGCAAACACAUCUUCUGUGAAGACUGUGUCUCAGAAUGGUUUGAAAGAGAGAGAACGUGCCCUCUGUGCAGAGCAUUGGUUAGACCGGCUGAUCUAAGAUCGUAUGGUGAUGGAUCCACUAGCCUCUUCUUGCAGCUAUUCUAGACUACUGAUUAUCCUUCGCCAAAGUAAAUAUUGUCCACAUCUUUUGUCCACCUGACAUUACUUGAUUCUGGGGUUUGCCCUGUUAAGAUUUCUGCUAGAAUGCAUCAUUAAAAGAAAAAGGCUGCACUCUUCAUUGGUUCAGAUUCUUUGAGGAAGACAUAUACAUCUACUCCCUUAUCAUACAUAAAUCGUUUUUUCCCUGCUAUGAAGAGAUGUAUGUGCCCUGUAAUACUUUCCCCAAAAAAGAGAAAAGAAAGAAAAUGUAUGUAGUAAUAUCACAAUUUAUCAACCUUAGAGCUGAAAUUUUCGUUU
Capsicum annuum is the source of this 2076-nucleotide messenger RNA. Its product is annotated as E3 ubiquitin-protein ligase RNFT1-like. NCBI's taxonomy places the organism in Eukaryota, Viridiplantae, Streptophyta, Magnoliopsida, Solanales, Solanaceae. Bases 478 to 1764 code for a protein of 428 amino acids. Gene Ontology annotation, molecular function: ubiquitin protein ligase activity. Gene Ontology annotation, biological process: positive regulation of ERAD pathway. The transcript has 8 exons. The record is from RefSeq and is a predicted model, not a curated record.